Molecule: messenger RNA, 720 nt
Organism: Henningerozyma blattae CBS 6284
Lineage: Eukaryota; Fungi; Ascomycota; Saccharomycetes; Saccharomycetales; Saccharomycetaceae
Exons: 1
Coding region: 1-720 (239 amino acids)
Biological process (GO): chromosome segregation
Cellular component (GO): Ndc80 complex
Source: RefSeq, a predicted model, not a curated record
AUGACUACUCAACAUUCAUUGAAAGAUUUUAACAAAGUUCGUCGUCAGUUGGAAGAUUUCCAAAAAAUAUUCGACAAUUAUUAUUCUAAUAAUAAAAAUUUUUUAAUCCAAAAUCAAAAAGAUUAUAAUUCUACAAUUAUUGAAUUAAAUUCCCAAAUCUCUCAAUUACAAAAUCAACUAAAUGAAUUAACUACCAGAGAAAAACAGUUGAAUAUUGAAUUUGAAAAUUUGAAAUCACAAAAUAUUGAAAAUAAGAAAAAUAUAAAAGAAUUAAACAAUGAAAUUGAUUUGAUGACAACUAAUAAAACAAAACUUUUAAAUGAUAUUGCACAAUUGAGAGAAAUUAUUGGUAAGACAAAGAAUGACAUUAUUGGUAAGAAGAAAUUUAUCAAUCUUCAACAAAAUUUAAAUACUACUCAAUUAAAUUUAUAUCAAUCUUUAUUUGGUAUGAAAUUUGAGUCUGAGGCAAAUGGUAUUUUGAAAUUGAUCUUUACCAAUUUUGAUGAAUCUAAUAUGAACAGAUCGGUUACGUUAUCAUUGGAUGUAUCUGAUGAAACUUUUAAAAUUUUAGGAACAGAACCUCAAUUUAAUCAACAGGGUGAUAAUAAAUUAUACCAAAAUUUAUUAGAUGCAUUAAACGAUUAUAAUAAUUCAAAUGACUUGACAAAAUUUAUUUAUAUCACUAGAAAUAUCUUAAUUGCAAAUUACAAAGCUACUUAG